This is a messenger RNA of Letharia columbiana, 324 nucleotides long. RefSeq lists its product as uncharacterized. The record is from RefSeq and is a predicted model, not a curated record. The transcript has a single exon. Lineage: Eukaryota; Fungi; Ascomycota; Lecanoromycetes; Lecanorales; Parmeliaceae. The coding region runs from base 1 to 324 and encodes 107 amino acids.
AUGUUCGCCUUCCAGCUGUCUCCGUCUUCCAACCCACGCACUCCCGACAGCAAACUUCUCAAAGCACCUGCAAUCAAAUCCACCUACCUCAAAGUCUCCAGUCACCAUAAGCAGCCAAGGGGGUCCAGAGCAUCGAUUGUCGGAAUGCCUUUCUCCGAACUCCUCCUCAAAGGCGUCAAGCUUACAGCUAGAGGAGCCGGCUUGGUCGCAGUGGUCGCGGUGGUCAACAUUGUACCAGCCGCCGCCUACGAGCGCUCUGGGUGGAUGACUCAGAAGGAUCUCGAGCGAAACAUCAAGGCGCAGCAGAGCCGUCCAGGCACCUGA